GCUGGUCCAUGCUGGUCCCGGUCUUUGUUCUGGGGCCGGCGCGAGGACAUGCGCCGCUGACGAUGGAGGUGGAGGACUCGGGCGGCGUGGUGCUCACCGCCUACCACUCGUACGCACGCUCCCAGCCGACUGGCCCCGAACCGCGCUGCACGCCCCGGGCCGCUUCCAGCCACCCGCUCAGCAGAAAAUCCAUUCCUCGCUGUCGAAGAAUUAACAGGAUGCUCUCCAAUGAAUCCCUGCAUUGCCCUGCGUUCAGUCGCUCCAACUCGCAAGCCUCCGUAGACAGCGCCUCCAUGGAGGAUUUCUGGCGGGAAAUAGAAAGUAUCAAAGAGAACAGCCUGGGAGGGCAGGAGGAGCAGCCGCCAGCCGAGGUCAAGCCUGUGGAUGAGGGUGAACUUGAAGCAGAGUGGUUGCAAGACGUGGGUUUAUCAACUCUGAUCUCAGGCGAUGAAGAGGAAGAUGGAAAAGCCUUGCUCUCUACCUUGACUCGGACCCAAGCAGCUGCAGUGAAAAAGAGAUAUAACACCUAUACUCAGACCAUGAGGAAAAAGAAUAAGCAAUCUGUCAGAGACGUCAGAGACAUCUUUGGAGCCAGUGAAUCUCCUACAGGUGCUUCUUGUGACAACCAUACUACACAGCUGGAUGGCACUGAAGAAGACAAGGAGCUCCGAGGAGUUAUCACAAGUGGUCCCAUGCCAGAUGAUGCUUCUCUCAACAGUACCACCCUGUCUGAUGGAGCCCAGGAUGAAGAAGGGAGUUUUGCAGUUCCCAGGAGCGGCUCCAGGUCUAUACUUGAGGCGAUCCCUGACAUACCAGUUCAUUCCAAUGGAUCUGCAGGCCCGGGACAGUCGCUGCAGACCGCAGUGAGUGAUGGUGGUUAUCUGGGAAAGAACAUUCCUCCAGAGGCUGAAGAGCUGUCCUUUGAAAUAUCUUAUUCAGAAAUGGUUACAGAGGCUCCAAAAAGAAGUAAAUUUAAGAAGUUGGAGAUUAAGAAAGAAGACUAUGCUUUAACUAAAUUUAUCGUUCAGAAAACCAGACUUGGCUUGACGGAAGCAGGAGACUUGUCUGCUGAAGACAUGAAGAAAAUCCGCCAUCUCUCUCUCAUUGAGUUGACAGCCUUUUUUGAUGCCUUUGGAAUUCAACUGAAGAGAAAUAAAACAGAGAAAGUAAAAGGGCGAGACAACGGGAUCUUUGGAGUUCCACUCACAGUCCUCCUGGACAAUGACCGUAAGAAAGACCCUGGAGUGAAAGUUCCCCUGGUGUUACAAAAAUUUUUUGAGAAAGUUGAGGACUCGGGUCUGGAAUCUGAAGGAAUUUUUCGACUUUCAGGAUGCACAGCCAAAGUGAAGCAAUACCGCGAAGAAUUGGAUGCCAAGUUUAAUGCAGAUAAAUUUAAAUGGGACAAAAUGUGCCAUCGAGAAGCUGCUGUGAUGUUGAAAGCGUUUUUCAGAGAACUUCCCACCUCUCUCUUCCCUGUGGAAUAUAUACCUGCCUUCAUCGCUCUCAUGGAAAGAGGGCUUCACAUCAAAGUGCAACUUCAAGCCUUGCACCUCAUGGUCAUGGCACUGCCUGACGCUAACAGGGAUACAGCCCAGGCCCUCCUGACGUUCUUCAACAAAGUGAUCGCCAAUGAAUCCAAAAACCGAAUGAGCAUAUGGAACAUUUCGACUAUCAUGGCGCCCAACCUCUUCUUCAGCAGAAGCAAACAUUCUGACUACGAAGAGCUGCUGUUGGCAAACACUGCGGCCCACAUCAUCCGCCUCAUGCUCAAGUACCAGAAGAUCCUGUGGCAGGUGCCGUCUUUCUUAAUCAGCCAAGUAAGGAGAAUGAACGAGGCCACGAUGUUGCUAAAGAAGCAGCUCCCGAGCGUGAAGAAGCUGCUGCGGAGGAAGACCAUAGAGCGGGAGAUUACAAGCCCCAAGACUUCAAAGGUACUACAAAAAUCACCCUCUUCAAGAAGAUUGUCUGACGUGCCAGAAGGAGUCAUCCGGGUCCAUGCUCCACUUCUCUCGAAGGUAUCCAUGGCCAUUCAGCUUACCAGUCAAACCAAAGCCAAAGACAUAUUGGCGAAAUUCCAGUAUGAGAGCAGUCACGGUCCAUCAGAGUGUAUUAAGAUUCAGAACCAAAGGUUAUACGAGAUUGGAGGAAAUAUAGGACAGCAUUGCUUGGACCCAGAUGCAUAUAUAUUGGAUGUAUACCAUGAAAAUCCUCAAGCAGAAUGGGUAAUUAAGCCCCAACCAAGUCUUUGAAAUGUCCACAAGGUGGCUGCUGUCCUGUGUUACAUGCCAAGAAGAUCCUAGCCUUGGUGGGGAAAAAAACAAGACUGCUUUUACCACCCUUGUUUCUCUAACCCUCUCCGUGUUCCUUGGUCCUGAGUGCUGGCGUCUGCAGCACUGUCAGAACGGUGGGAGAGGAGCUGGCUCACCAUUCGAGAGCAAGUUUUCUCACCGUGCUUCUGGGUUAAAAGGCAAAGCGAGAGGAUGUGAUCCUGCCAGAAGACAGGCCAGUGUGAAAUACGGGACUGCAAUCAUGUCUGGUACUUUGACUUCUCAGCCGAAAUGAACUUGGCCUUACACCAGGGGAUAAGCAACAGUUCUUCACGUAGCCAAUGCUACCAGACACAAGGAGAAAGAGACCUUUUUUUUUAUACUUAACGUUUUCUGCACAUGUUGACCAUUUUGAACAACAAUGCCAGAAAUAGCCUUACUUUCUGCCUUACAAAGUAACCCAGAUCUACUUUGCAAAGGGAAUCCACUUCUCUAACGUGAAACAUACAAUAUUUAUGCUCUGACUUGCUCCUGCAUUUGGAGGAAGAACUUCCGUUUAAAAAAAAAAAAAAACUGUAUUGUUGCAUACAUCAUACUGUAUUAAGGCUAUAGCGUUCUGGUGCAAAUGAACAUUUCCCUAUCAGUAACUUUUGAAGUUGAUAUGUUUAAAGCUUACUCUCUUGUGAACACAGGUCCCCAUAGUGAAGCAUACUUUGACAAAGGGGGUCUUCGGCUUCCAGAACUUUCUCUGUAGUCAGCUGUCACACAGCCUAUUUUCGCCUCAUGGUGAUGGUGCUCAGUGACUGCAUCUCUCCACCUGCCAGGCAGUUUCCUUUGCUGAACAAACAUAUCGCUUUUUAUAUUUUACAACUGUAGAUAGUAAUUCCUAAAGCCCCAAUUUAAAAGCAGAAUUGCUCUUCUUUGAAAGUACUGAAAAAUACCAUAUCAAUGUCUGAUAAGCUACAAAAGCAGAUUUUGCUUUUGUUCAUUAAUCAUAGACGUGAUCAGGCGCUGGGAUUAAGAUCAGACGUUGAAGUCAGGUGCAUGUUUGGUGAGCUGAAAACUGUCUCUCUAGCGAGGUACCACGGAGUCAUUUUCUAGACCUGCAAUUGGCUGGAACACACGUAUCUCAGACUUGCACUUGGAGUGCACAGAUUGAGACUUUGUUGAGUUUACCUCAGUGUUAAUGAGAUGCAAGACCCGAAUGCCUCUCCUGCAGUUCAUUUUGACAUAGUUGCUCAUAAACGAAGAAAACACUUUUUAAUCUGCUUACCGGUCUCAAAAUGUGUGAUGAUAUUUUUAAGCCGACAUAUAGAACAAAUAUUUUAUAUGCCACAUUAUGCCUUGGUGUCUACACAAGACAUGACUUAUAUUCAACAUGCAGGUACUUGCAUUUCUAGUGUUUAGGAUGUAAAAGGAUAUUAUAGAAAACACAAAGAUCCAUUCAUUUGAUUUAUUUGGGAAUUUUUAGUUCCUUUGCCUGAAAACCCGUUUGAAAGUAAAUGUGUGUUCCAUAGGUUUGUAUUGGUUCCUGCAUUUCACCAGUGUUCAGUGGACUAAUUGAUGGCAUGUGCGUUUACAUUAUGAAUUUCCAUAGACUGAAAAAAAGUGUUUUUAAACCACAGGAGUAAACAUUUUACUCUAUGUAGUUGCCAAAUAUUAAGACAUAGGAUGCCAGUAACUUAUGUCCUUACAUGGAAGAAAUUCUUCAGAUAGCUGCCUUAUAUGGCUAUGUAUAUACAAAAUACGACCGAUUUUUCUCGUUCUAUUUGGUCUCAUCAGAGUAGUUAACCUCUGCUGCAUUUUACACAAAAUUCACAUAUCUGUUCAUUUAUUUUUCCAUUUCAGAAUUUUUGUUUCUUUGGACAGGAAACACAUUAGAACCUAAACAUAAGUUCUAAAAGUUUUAAGGUUUACUCCAACUUUUAAUGAAUUUUCAAUAAGUGGCUGAUAGAUGACAGGUAAAAUACGCUAAGUCUCAAUUUCUUAGCCACUUUUUUGUGGCAAAGACUUAGAAGAAUCAGUAAUUUAAAAUGAGUCACUUCAUUCUAUUCAAGGGCUAUGACAACUUUCAAAUAGCUAUCCUAUGGAGAAACAACUUGUGUCAGUACCGUUGGACAUAAUCUUUAUCCUCAGUCUUAGCACUCACUAAUUGGUUAGAGAAGAAUUUUGGUAAAAAGACUAUGUAUGGUUAAAGAGGUUUUUACUAAUUUUAUAAUAAACAAACCUCUGCUAUUAAAAUUCGAAAGUGCCCUUCACCUAGAUAUUGAGAGAACUGUUGCCUUAUCAAGAGGUUUUUGUUGUUGUUUGUUUGUUUUAAUUUCAGUAAUCAGUCUGUGAAAUUAAACAGCAAAUUUCCAAUGAAAGGUCACAUACCCAGCUUCUAGUUGCUAUUCUCCGUACCUUCUUGCCUUCAAUCCAUAGCAAGUUUUCUUGGUAUCCAAUUAGGAAAAUUGUACCCUCCAGGGAGGUAUUAGAAGAAGUUAACAUUUGAGGAACACUUAGAAAAAUUCAUAGAGCUGGCUCAUUUUUUCCUCCGUUUUGCAAAAAAGGAUUCUUUUGCUAAAUAGGGCACUUGGGGAUAUGCUCCUUGGAGUCAAUGAUCUUUGAACAAACUGGAAUAUUAAUUCUUCACAAUGUAUAUACCGUAUAAACUACCUCACUUGCCUUUCUUGGGAAAAAAAAUUAAUGGACUUUAACAAUUUUUGUUACAAUCUGUCCCUGAGUCUUAAGUCUUAUUUAAAUCCUUGCAGUUAGCUUUCAGUGUACAUCUAGUGAUGUACCUUUAAUGAUGUAAAAUAUUUUUAGCAAAAGCUUUAAAACCAAAACUGUGAUCUGAGGAAUACUCUGAGAGAAUCUGUAUCCCUUAGCCAUUGUCUUGUGUUUCUGACUAUGUGGCAAUGCAGGUUUUCAAGAGUACGAAUUAAUAUUCAGCUUUUCUUUGAGGCAUUUUCAACUGCUGUCCACAUAUUUCACUCCUCCGAAAAGUAACAUGAGAUUAAAAUGUCUCUUCCUCCUAGCUAGAAUAUUCAACUAUUUUUCACAUAAGUAUUACUUGCCUGAAAAGACCAUAUAUUAUUGGAAUGAAAUAGUUCCUCUGACAGGCAUUUUUCAACUUUCCCAUAAAUAUGUCACUUAGUAAAAAUAAUAUGACAUGGAAUUAAAGUGUUUCUUCCAAGGAUUGUCAUCAGUUUUACAUACACGCAUGCACACACACCAGAAAUUUUCAACUAUUUUCUAAAACCAUGUGAUUUGAUUGAAAAAUCAUAUAUAUCACUGGAUAAUGCCAAUGUUUUAUGUUUUAUCCUAUUUCAGGAAUUAAUAUGAAUGCUUUUGUCCCAUCAGCUUUCUUUGUUUAUGUAGGAUCUGUAUGUUGCAUUUUAUCCAUCAAAAUA
Molecule: messenger RNA, 5662 nt
Organism: Lepus europaeus (European hare)
Lineage: Eukaryota; Metazoa; Chordata; Mammalia; Lagomorpha; Leporidae
Gene: ARHGAP28
Product: Rho GTPase activating protein 28
Exons: 18
Coding region: 9-2249 (746 amino acids)
Biological process (GO): regulation of small GTPase mediated signal transduction; regulation of actin filament polymerization; signal transduction
Cellular component (GO): cytoplasm
Molecular function (GO): GTPase activator activity
Source: RefSeq, a predicted model, not a curated record